Cladophialophora psammophila CBS 110553 is the source of this 3861-nucleotide messenger RNA. RefSeq lists its product as uncharacterized. The coding region runs from base 1 to 3861 and encodes 1286 amino acids. The record is from RefSeq and is a predicted model, not a curated record. NCBI's taxonomy places the organism in Eukaryota, Fungi, Ascomycota, Eurotiomycetes, Chaetothyriales, Herpotrichiellaceae. The transcript is spliced from 3 exons.
AUGGAUUUCAAGAAGGUGUCUGAUUUCUUCGGUGGCACCAUUUUUCCGGAUGAGUACAGAGUUGCCCUGCAGGAUUCUGAUCGGAGGAUCACUGAACUUGAAACAGCAAUCCUCCUGUCGCCCGAUGUUAGAGACCAAGCUUCAACCAUUCUUUUGCGACUCAUUCACUCUGUUAUGAGUGGAGAUCUCGCCAGGGCAGAUGGUUGCCUCAAUCGACUAUCACAGCUCCCAGAUCGUGAACUUGGACCGUCAUGGCCGUUUCGAUGGGAUGCGUACAGCUUUUAUAUCACUUGUCUGAAGAGAGUGCCGCCAAUCCUACGAUUCUGCACAGGUAGGAAUAACCAAAUUGGCGUGCUCAGGGACUAUGAGCUUUCGGUUCGAGACUCCCGGAGACGCCAGAUCAACCAGAAAGCACACCUCAGGAAUGAAAUCCAGAACCAACUUGAUAAGUUGGAAUAUCAUGUCAUUUACGACAUCUCUGAUUUCCAUUCCUACCUCUUGAUGCAAGCGUUCGAACAUCAUCCACGGUACCCAGACCACUUUCUAGGUAUUAUGUUCGAUUCCGCAGAACCCUGUUCUCCAGCCACCAUUGACAGUGCACACGACUUAGGACUCACAAAGACCGCGGCUUAUUUGAAGAAGCUAACCUUGCAAUACUUGUUGGCUGGCGCUUCGAAAAAUGCAACAGCUGCUCUUCAAGACCUGGAAGCUCUAUACAUCCGACAAGAAGAUUUCGUUGGUGAGGCGAAUGUCAAGUUGGUUCAGGGCGACAACUAUUUUUCCUUGCCUUUCACAAGCCCGGUAGCCCUGAACUUGGUGCCACACGGACGAGACCUGGGCUGGGAUAACGCCGCAAUGGAUUCUAUUGAAACGUCUCUCGCUCCUCAAAACGCCGAUUUAGCAAGAUCAUGCUACGUCGAAGCAUAUCAUUUAUUUGAAGCAGCUGGAUCCCAUGCUGGGAUGGGAGCAGUAAGCCUCCGAUAUGCUUGCAUAGACCACGUUCAAGCUAUCGAUGGAAUGAGAAGAGCAACCGACGGAUCCAUUGCUCAGUUGCUUGAGAAUGCCCGCGAACACUUGCAGAAUGCCGUUCAACUGUUUUCUGGAGACAACACGCAUUCCCUCAUAGUGUCCGGUCACAUCUUGAUGCUUAAUAUUACCAGUGACAGGCAUCAGGAUGUUUUGAGUCAGGCUUAUCAGAUUGGUGAUCGUUGCCGGGCAAUUGAUAAUGUCAGUGUUUCCCAGUUUCUCGGGAUGCUCUUGCUCCGGCUUGGUCGCAAAUUUUCCCUUCUCCCAUCCGGCAGGCAGAAAGCGCUGAUUUGUUGUUAUUGCGCCGAGGUCUGCUGCUACGCCUUCAGAGAUCCUUACCUGCAGUUGAGCGCGGUUGUCUCUCUCGCUGCAUUUCAAUGCAAGAGUGGCAACGUUCCGACGGCCAUUGCGCAUAUUGAACAUGGCCGAACCCUCCUGAAUCAGGCUGCCGACCACAUUGAGCGUCUCUUAGCACACACGGACACUCCAGACCAUCGGCAUAUUCUGAAAUCGGUUCGUGCCAAUUGCAUUAAUCCAUCCUUGAAGGCGUCUGCGGAUGAGCUUCUGAGGAUAGAAACAUUGGUUGCACCACUGCGGGCAAUGUUUCAGGAGGCUAAUGAGGGACGUCGGACAAAAUCACGCAUGGAUGCAGACAUAGACGCAGCAGACGAUUGCCUUAAGCAAGCACUCCUGCGGAUCGAGACUGUCAGGCUCCCCUGUCGCUCUUCCGAAGUUGACACAUACCAAAUUGUCUUACUUCAGCAGCUAGCUCCUGAUAUUUCCGGAUUAACGUCUCAAAAACGGAGACAAGAUGCACAGAGGUAUAUAUCUCUGUGUUUCGUUACUAAAGAGUGGGGACUGAGAUUCAAACUCCUCGGCCAGGUGGAACAGACGAUUCCUGACUAUUUGAACGAAAUCAGGAGCGCUCUUGGCCCGCACGACUGGAUGGACAUGUUUUGGAUUGGAUGCAUACAUGAGCACUCAGGCAACCUCAUGUCUGCAUUGACUUGGUAUAUCGACGCUUUCCAGACCGUGGAAACGAACUACAAGCGCUUGGCGGACAUCAAUGAACGCCGCAAUAUGUACGACACGAUCCAUUCAAGCGAGCUAUUUUUUGGGCUUGCGCGUGUUGCGUGGCUAUUCUCUCAGUCGGAAGAUCAAGAAGAACCUGUCAUCGAUCUUGAUCAAUGGCAACUGACGCCCGCCCAAUGGAAGGAACAAGUUCUUCGAUUCCUGGACGUGGGUCACUCGCGAGCGCUUCUCGACCUUCUCAUUGCCGAACAGGCUACAGACCGCGAACAAUUACAAAACUGGUCGGAAUAUUCGUAUCAAUUGAGGGAGCACGAACUCAUGGCUUUUGGCACUCAUUCACGACAGCUCGACCAAACCGAAUCUUCCACUACUGAUGCCGCUGAGACGAAACAUGAAUAUCUUGGGGAAAUCCAAGCUAGAUUGAAGGCAGAGCUCGAACCAAUCAGCCUGACUAAGCUUGUCCCAGACGUUGAGGUGACCGCCAGUCUCAACGAGAUGAUCUACAACUCGAUUGCCACAGAUGCUCCGGUUGUGCAUGUCAACAUCUCUCGAGAUGGACUGCUCAUACUAUGCAUCAACUCAAGCGGCAUCGAGAAUAUCCGCUUCGACGAGAUCACCGACAUUGAAGUGGAAAAACACAUCUUUCGCUGUCUGCAACUGUUUCGAGAUGGAGAAAAUGGGAAGAUGCCAGAUCUCUCAAGUUGUCAGGAAGCUUUGAUUGAUAUCUCCAACAUCAUCGUCGAAUCCAUCUCACAGUACCUCAAGACUCGAGACCACAUCAUAUUCGUUCCCUCGCGGUCGUUGAACAAAUUCCCGUUCUCCGCCUUGACUUUGGAUGGGCAACCACUCUUUCUUACCAAGGACGUCUCAAUGUGCCCAAGCCUAGCUGCACUUGGUCGCCUGGUUAAAAGGCAAAGAGACAUCGAAGGAUCAGUGGGGGUUGUGUACAAUGACGCGAAAGGACCAAGACCCCUACCCCUAUCAGCCGCCGCUUCUGUCCAGAUCGCUAGAGCCUUCGACACUGUCCCUUGUCCCACUACAGUCGCAUCACACAAAGACUUCAGCAGCCUCUACGAACAGUCAAACGUCGUGUUCAUCGCGACGCACGGGACACAGCACAAGCAAUCCGCAUGGCAGUCUACGUUGGCGCUGAACCCACCGUUCCGCGUGCUUGAUCUGUCCCGCAUGCGCAGCAGCGCCGCCCUGGUCAUCUUCGAGGCCUGUGUUAGCAGCUUGGGCGAAGAGACUGUUGGCAACGACAUGCUGGGCUUCUCACAUAUCGUCCUCUCGUCUGGUGCCUCUGCGUUCCUGGGCGCCUUGUGGUCAGUCAGCGACGAGGCGUCCGCAUUGUUGAUGGUGUAUUUCUUCCGUGCGCUGAAGGACGCCAGAGAAAGCAAAGCUAAGGAAGGUAUUAAGCCGGUGUCGAUCGUCCGUUGCUGGCGCACUGCACAACUUCAACUGUACGAGGCACAUGCAAGCAGCGCCAUUUCGACGUUCCAGGAAAUGGCGGAUCAGUGUCAGGACGCGGAGAAGGCGCAGAAACAGCCAGAUGGGACGAAAAGACCUGCGCUAAUUUCCCGUUCUCAGUCGAAAAGGUUCCGAAAUGCGUUGCGAAGCAUGGUCGAGACGAUCGAGACGGAAGGCGCAAACUAUAAGCAUCCGUUCUACUGGGCGCCCUAUGUUCUCGUGGGGAAUGGGGAGGUUGCUUGUCUAGGCACACAUGCAGUCAGUUCUAGAAUGCUGGGUCCAUCAUGGAGAAGAUUGCUGGCCCUGUCAUGGCUCUUCUUGCGUACGCUUCAUUGA